UUACCUUUUGAGAAAGCGCUUCAGGAGUGUGCAGCCAGUCAGAGGGAGCGUUAGCCUUUAACCAAUCAGAUGCAGCUGGGGGGGGCUGGCGAAGCUCAAAGUGAUCUACUGCCACCGGAUCCAACAGUUUGGACCGGUUGGAGCACGUUCUGAGACCUGACGCCAGCAGCUGUGACGGGAGCCGGUCCGGGUGAAAAACACCUGAGGCUGUGAUCGCUGUGGGCGGAGCUUAGCUGCAGUGAAGCAUCAUGGGCGCCGGCAGAUGGACAAACCAACCGUGGGCCGACCACUGACACCCAGACGCGCUCACCAUGGAUCAGGGCUUCAGUUUAAAUUCUCUGAAGAAGCUGGCGGCAGAGCCGGACUACACGGACGUGACGCUGACGGCGGCGGAGCGAGUGCGAGCGCUGGCCAAGAUGGGAUGCUGCGUAGAGAUCAACGAGGAAAUCGAGCCGAGACGCUACUUCCGCUCCGGCGUGGAGAUGGAGCGCAUGGCAGCCGUCUACCUGGAGGAGGGGAGCCUGGAGAACGCCUACGUCCUCUACACCAAGUUCAUCACGCUGUUUGUGGAGAAGCUGCCGAGCCAUAGGGAUUACCAGCAGUGUUCGGCCGUUCCAGAGAAGCAGCUCAUCAUGAAGAAACUCCAGGAGGUGGCGUUUCCUCGGAAGGAAGAGCUGAAGAAACGACUGCAGGAGAAAUACAGCAGGGAGCACUCAGAGUACUCCAGAGUGCAGAGCCAGGCCGUGGUGGUGGACGGCUGUGGUCAGCAGCUGCAGCGGCUCUCUUUCUUAGAGGAGGACAGGCGGCGGGUCCUGCUGCUGGAGGAGGAGAAGCAGCGCGUAGCGGCGCUGCGACGCAUGCAGAUUGAGUCGGAACAGUUCCGCUACUUUGAGGACCAGCUGAGGCGCCAGGAGCUGGCAAAUAAGAGAGGAGAGGAGGCGGAGCUAAAGCUGCAGACCAAAGUGCCUGAGGUCACAGAUGGCUCCUGUUUGUGUAAGCAGCCAAUCAAAAGCAGCGUAGAUUCUCAGGGGGUGGACCCGAACAGGAACAGGCCGUCUGCGCCCAUGAAGCAACCAGUGGCCGCAUUAGCAGGAGUACACAAUCAGAGGGUGGAGGGUCUGAGGCGGGUGGUGAUUCCCAGAGACCUGACCUACCGGUUCCUCCUGCUGGCUGACUCCAACACAGCCAGAGGGAUAGAAACCUGCGGCGUCCUGUGCGGGCAGCUGACCCACAACGAGUUUGUGCUGACUCACGUGGUGAUCCCAAAACAAUCAGCCGGACCGGAUUUCUGCGACAUGGAGAACGUGGAGGAGCUGUUCGGUUUCCAGGACCAACAGAACCUGCUGACGCUGGGGUGGAUCCAUACCCAUCCCACCCAGACGGCGUUCCUGUCCAGCGUGGACCUCCACACUCACUGUUCCUACCAGCUGAUGCUGCCGGAGGCCGUGGCCAUCGUCUGCGCUCCCAAACACAACGAUACGGGUGUGUUCAGACUCACCGGUGCCGGAAUGAUGGAAGUUUCCGGAUGCAGACUAAAAGGUUUCCAUCCCCACUCCAAGGAGCCUCCUCUGUUCACGGUCUGUAAACACGUGGUGUUCAGGGACUACAAGCUCAACCUGUUGGACCUCAGGUGACAGAAAGGAGGCGCUGCUCAUCUGUUUACUGCCAUGCUUUUAUUCUGAAGAGGAAACUGUGAACUCGCUGCCUCAGCAUGUGUGUGUGUGUGUGUGUGUGUGUGUGCGUGAACCUGUCGGCUGCUCUCUCCGCCGCGGGUCUCUGUUUUUCUGCCUCUUGUCUGUGAUGCAGUGGACAAUGGGCUCACUGCACCUAAACAAACAUCAGAAGUCAGAGUGAUCGAGUGCCUUCACGUUGAAACGUACAGGAUGAAUGAUGCUGCAGCGCUGUGAACUCUACAUGAACACAACGUUUCUUGAAUCUGCUGUGAAACCAGAAAUCUGCUGUUUUAUUUGCACUGAUGUUUUAAACACAGCAGCUGCAUCGCAACCCUUUAAUGGUGUUAGAAAAAUACACCGCAAACUUUCUGACAUUUCUUUUUCUACUCUGCAGUUGUUGUUUUUUUUUUUAUGCGCUGAACAGCUCAGAGACCAGCGGCUGAUCUGUUUGAGCCCGAGCUCUCGUCUGAGAACAGGAGAACAGUCAAAUCAAACGCAGUCUGCAGGUUUGACCUCAGACUGGGUCUCUACCAGGCUGGCUGCACUUGCAUCUGACCCUGUAGAGCUAAACCGGCUUUCUGCCUCUCAGGCUGCAAGAGAGCUGCUGAUGAGCUGCAUGCAAGCGGUACUCAGGGCUUUAACAAUGCUGUACAUGCUGCUGCCUGUAGCUUUUUGAACUACUCAGCUGAUCCAGUCAGUGUUCUGGAAGGACCCGGUUCAGUCAUAACGUGGCAGGACCCAAACGAGGCACUGAUGAUUUCAUUAAUUUGUUACCUUAGCAACCUUAGGCCAGCAGGUCACUCUAGCUGACAGAACGGCAGCACACGCUGGUCACCAUGGCAACGCUCAGUCUGCAGGUAGUACUGCACAGGCAUGUAAGUUCAGAUUAAUGUGGAGCAUUAAAAACCCGUCUGAUCAGGACCGGGGUACCGUUUGGGUUGUGUAGAAAGCAUCGUCUCCAAAGGAAACAGCAUUUCUUCAGGAACCUUCUCGUUGUUCGCUGAGUGACCUCCAGGUUUUCUCCUGAGCAUUAAGAGCAGGGGUGGAUGAAAAGGAAUAAAUCUGGUUAAUAACAGGGAAAAUAAAUGAAGAGAAUUUACCUCCAAAAAACAGUAUUUUCAGUUAAAUGUAUUCAUUUCUUUUUUUUUUCUAUGCGGAAUUUUUUUUCCAUACAAUUUACAAACUUUUUGUAUGUAAUUUGAUUUCCGUUUACUGUUUUUUGUUUUACCUCACGUCUUUCUUCCAGCCACCGUUCUGAUUUUGCCUCCAUUAGCUGGUCAGCUUUAGAUGUGAGGAGAGGGAAUAUUCAGCUGUCAUUUCUUCCCUCAGGUGUGCUCAUAAACUGAUCCUAUUUUUUUCUACCGAUGAAACAUUUUAACAACUUGGAUGGAAAGAACUUGAACUUGAUUGGCUCCAAGGAAACCGAUGAUCCCAUAAGACAACCUAAAAAAAGACAAGAAAUCAUCUUACUCUAUAAAAAUUAGAACAUUAUUCAAAAAAGCUGUCUAUUGAAACAGCAGUUUUGAUUUAAAAUAAAAAAUAAAGGAAUAUGGAAGAAUUAAAGUUAUUUAACUGAAUGAAUCAGAACCUUCCAUGAAAACUAUAUACUUAAUGUUUAGCGGUUAGAGUUUUAUUUUUACCGGAACGGUCCUUUAUCUAAUUGAGCCACUUUUAAUGAUUUUUACAUUCUUAAAAUGUUGAUGAUGGUGAUGUACUUUGAUGCAGAAAAUGAUGUAAUCUCACCAGCAGGAGGUGAAAACACACCCUUUUAAAAUGGAAAUCAGAAGAAUUUCUAGUCUUAGUUCUGGACUGUAAAGAGUUGUGCAUUGAUGAUGUGAGUAGAUCCUUCUUUUUGUCUGUGACGUGUUUCUGACUCGGAUCUUUCCUCACUGUUAUGUCCUGCUGUUUUUUUUUUUUUUUGUUGUUUUUUUUGCUGACUGGUCAGUUUGCCAUGGAGUUGUGAGGUUGUGUGUUGAGCGUCUAAACGAGGCGGAGGCUCAGUAGCUGCAUGGCUGUAACUCAUCAGCUGUGUCCAUGUGGGAAUCUGACUGCUGUUUGGAUGCUGAAUCAAGUUUUUGGUAAUAAAUCCAAACUGCUGCUCCUCCAUGUCAGAGCUGUUAAUAUUCUGAAGUUUACAUGUUUGAUUCUGUUCUUUAUCUGAGUUUGCAUGUGUUGAAGAUUGUGACAUCAGAGAUGAGAAACAUGGUCAAAUGUGCUCUCUUUAAGCCAACUUUGUGUUUGAAAGCUGUGUUUUUUGUAAAGAAUUGAACUGCUGAACUGUGACAGAGAUGCAUUCCUGUUUGAAGAUGAGAAUGUAGCUCUCAAUAAUAAAUGCUGAAAGUCCUAA
Messenger RNA from Fundulus heteroclitus (mummichog), 4020 nucleotides. RefSeq names its product STAM binding protein-like 1 (gene stambpl1). Gene Ontology annotation, cellular component: endosome; membrane. Gene Ontology annotation, biological process: protein K63-linked deubiquitination. The record is from RefSeq and is a predicted model, not a curated record. Gene Ontology annotation, molecular function: protein binding; metal-dependent deubiquitinase activity; K63-linked deubiquitinase activity. The coding region runs from base 312 to 1634 and encodes 440 amino acids. The transcript has 12 exons. Lineage: Eukaryota; Metazoa; Chordata; Actinopteri; Cyprinodontiformes; Fundulidae.